Molecule: messenger RNA, 1072 nt
Organism: Suncus etruscus (white-toothed pygmy shrew)
Lineage: Eukaryota; Metazoa; Chordata; Mammalia; Eulipotyphla; Soricidae
Gene: MVB12A
Product: multivesicular body subunit 12A
Exons: 9
Coding region: 42-881 (279 amino acids)
Biological process (GO): virus maturation; receptor catabolic process; endosome to lysosome transport via multivesicular body sorting pathway
Cellular component (GO): cytosol; ESCRT I complex
Source: RefSeq, a predicted model, not a curated record
GACGCUCGCUCGCUCGGACUCUCCAGCGACCGGGAGGGACGAUGGAGCCGGGACCGGGGCCGGGACCCGGGCUCGGGCCCGACGCGGCGCCGCUGACGAGCCUGGUCUGGUCGUCGGCGUCAGCGCCGCCGCCGUCGGGAUUCAGCGCGAUCCCUUGCACCGUGGAGGGCGCCACCGCCGCCUUCAGCAAGAGCUUCGCGCAGAAAUCCAGCUACUUCCUGUGCCUCAGCACCCUGGGCAGCCUGGAGAACCCGCAGGAGAACGUGGUGAGCGACGUGCAGGUGCUGCUGGACAGGAGCCCCCUCCCGCCCGGCUUCGCCCCCGUCUGCGACCCCCUGGACUCCAAGGCCUCCGUGUCCAAGAAGAAGCGCUUGUGCGUGAAGCUAGUGCCGCUGGGCGGGGCGGACACGGUCGUGGUGGACGUCAGGCUCAGUGGCAAGACCAAGACGGUGCCCGGGUACCACCGCGCAGGGGACAUCGGCGGCUUUGCCAUCUGGUACAAGAAGGCCAAGGCUCCGCGGCCAGUGCCCAAGCCCCGCUCACUCAACAAGGAGAUGCGAGAUUUGUCCCUGGACACUCCGGGCUCGCCCAGUAAGACGGGAGGCCCCAUGCCCACCCUCAGCCGCCUGAAGUCUCGGGCCUCCAGCCUGCGUAGGAGCGACUCCAUCUACGAGGCCUCCAACCUCUACGGCAUCUCAGCCAUGGACGGGGUCCCCUUCACACUCCACCCCCGAUUUGAAGGCAGGACCUGCGGCUCCCUGGCCUUCUCUGCCUUCGGGAACGUCACCAUCAAGUCACUAGCGGACAUCGAGGAAGAGUAUAACUACGGCUUCGUGGUAGAGAAGACAGCUGCCGCUCGCCUGCCACCCAGUGUCAUGUAGUGGACAGGGGCCACAGCCUGGGCAGGACCACCCCAUGCUGGAGCCGGACCUGACACAAGCCCCGCCCCUGGAUGAGGCUCCGCCCAUGCUGGUUUCUUGCCCUGCCCCAGAGGAGGCCCCACCCCCUGGGCAAAGCUCCACUCCUGGUUGGUGUCUGGCACUCUCCUGACCUGUGCUAGCUCCACCCCUUG